Messenger RNA from Galeopterus variegatus (Sunda flying lemur), 2912 nucleotides. RefSeq names its product thyroid receptor-interacting protein 11-like. The transcript is spliced from 11 exons. The record is from RefSeq and is a predicted model, not a curated record. Gene Ontology annotation, molecular function: small GTPase binding. Lineage: Eukaryota; Metazoa; Chordata; Mammalia; Dermoptera; Cynocephalidae. Gene Ontology annotation, biological process: endoplasmic reticulum to Golgi vesicle-mediated transport; Golgi organization. Gene Ontology annotation, cellular component: Golgi apparatus. The annotation marks the transcript as partial.
GUGGCUCAGGAGUCACAGGAACUGAUCACUCUAAAAUCUAUGAGAUGCAAAAAACUAUUCAAGUUCUACAAACUGAAAAUAUAGAAUCUACAAAACAAAUUCAAGAACUUGAGGAUAAAAUAAAAGACAUAAAUGAAAAAUUAUCUUCUGCAGAAAAUGACAGAGAUGUUUUAAGGAGAGAACAAGAACAACUAAACGUGGAAAAGAGACAAAUAAUUGAAGAAUGUGAAAGCUUGAAACUGGAUUACAGUACGUUGCAAUCUUAUGCUAUGAAGCAAAGUGAUUGUGUGACAGAAAAGGAAAGAAUUCUUCCAUCAGUGGAAAAAGUCACACUGCAAAAAGCACUGCCUGAUGCUGAAAAUGAAAUGAGACUGAGUAGUUUAAACCAGGAAGAACUUCAGAUAUCACUUUUAAAACUGAGCAAUGACUAUGAAGUAAUGAAAAGUACAGCUGCAAGAGAUAUGAGAUUGGAUUCAGACUUACAUAACUUAAGACUUAUUCUGGAGGCAAAGGAACAAGAACUCAAUCAGAGUAUUAAUGAAAAGGAAAUACUGCUAUCCAAGUUAGUAGAAUUAGACAAACAGAACCAAGAAGCUACAAAGCACAUUAUUUUGAUAAAAGAUCAGCUAUCAAAACAACAAAAUGAAGGAGAUAGCAUUAUCAGUAAACUGAAACAAGGUCUAGAUGAUGAGAAAAAGAUAGUUCAUCAACUUGAGGAUGAUAAAAUGAACCUUACUAAAGAGUUAGACAGACAGAAAGAACAGUUAAUUCAAAGUGAACUGGUCCUGAAUGAUUUGCAUUUAAUCAAGGAGGGGCUUGAGGAUAAAGCAGAAGGUUUAGCAGAUCAGCUAAGUAAAUCACAAAAAAAUAAUUCAAACAUCCAGAAGGAGAACCUUGAACUUAAGGAACAUAUUAGACAAAAUGAGGAAGAGCUUUCUAGGGUCCGGAAUGAGUUAACUCAGUCUCUUAAUCAAGACUCUAAUAGUACUUUUAAGGAUAAGUUACUUAAGGAAAGGGAAGCUGAAGUUAGAAACUUAAAGCAAAAUCUUUCAGAAAUAGAACAGCUCAAUGAAAAUUUAAGGAAAGUUGCUUUGGAUCUGAAAAUGGAAAAUGAAAAGUUGGUUUUAACAUGUGAAGAUGUAAGGCAUCAGUUGGAAGAAUCUGAAGCUGGGAACAGUCAGAUUUCUCUGGAAAAAAACACUAUUGUGGAGACUCUCGAAGUGGAAAAAGGACAGCUAGAAGCAGAAUUGUGUCAGGCUAAAGAGAGGCUGUUGGAAGAAGCAAGCAAGUAUGAGCAAAACAUUGAAGAACUAUCAAAUGCACAUAACUCGAGCACCUCUGCCUUACAGCUGGAACAUGAGCGUUUCGUUAAACUCAGUCAAGAGAAAGACUUUGAAAUAGUAGAACUCAAAAAGAAUAUUGAGCAAAUGGUAUCUCAACUGAAUAUAAUCAAGGAUCAUCUUGAAAAGGAAAUUAAACAGCAACAGAAGAUGAUUGAAGAUCAAAGGCAGAGGAAGAUUCAACUACUUCAAUCUUUACAGGAGCAGAAGAUGGAAAUUGAUGAGUUUAAGUACCAGCAUGAGCAAAUGAAUGUCACACACACCCAGCUGUUUUUAGAGAAAAAUGAGAAAAUUAAGAAUUUGCAAAAAGCACUCUCUUCUGAAAAAGUUGCAACAAUUAGAACUCUCCAGGAAAAUAAUCUCAGAUUCUCUGAUUUGAGUGCUUCCACCUCGGAGCUAGAAGGAAGAGAACAUGAACAAGCCGAUUCAGAAAUUAAGCAGCUAAAGGAGGAAAAAGAUGUCUUACAGAGGUUACUUAAAGAAAAAGACCUUUUAAUCAAAGCCAAAAGUGACCAAUUACUGUUUUCAAAUGAAAGUUUCACUAACAAAGUGAAUGAAAAUGAACUUUUGAGGCAGGCAGUAACAAACCUGAAGGAGAGAAUAUUAAUUUUAGAAAUGGACAUUUGUAAACUAAAAUGGGAAAAUGAAAAAAUAGUAGAAACAUCCAGGGUAAAGGAAGCAGAAUAUCAAGCAUUACAGGAGACUAAUAUGAAGACUUCUAUGAUGCUGCGAGAGAAAGAGUUUGAGUGCCAUUCGAUGAAGGAGAAGGCUCUUGCUCUUGAGCAAAUACUGGAAGAAAACGAACGGGUAUGUUCUGGUUGGAGUAUUGUAGAGGGAAUUAAGUCAAUGCAGGAGAAGACAGUUACAUUUCAACAGGAGAGAGACCAAGUCACGCUGUCCCUGAAUGAGAAACAAAUGGAAAACAAUACCCUACAGAAUGAGAUAUACUUUCACUUUAAAGAAACAGUUCAACAUUUAUGUAACAAAGAAUUACGGUUAAACCAGCAGCUAGAGAGAUUGCAUAAUCAUCUUUUAGAAUCAGAAGAUUCUUAUACCCGUGAGUCUUUGGCUGCUGAAGAUACAGAGGCUAAACUAAAAAAGAAAGUCACAGAAUUGGAGGAAAAGCUAGUUUCAUCCACUAAUGCAAUGGAAGAUGCAAGCCAUCAAGCCAGCGUGCAGGUAGAGUCGUUACAGGAGCAACUGAAUGUCGUCUCCAAGCAAAGGGAUGAAACUGCACUGCAGCUUUCGGUCUCCCAGGAACAAGUAAAGCAGUAUACUCUAUCACUAGCCAACCUGCAGAUGGUCCUAGAGGAUUUCCAAAAAGAGGAGAAAGCUGUGUAUUCUGCUGAACUAGAAAAGCAAAAACAGCUUAUGGCUGAGUGGAAGGAAAAGGCAGAAAAUCUGAAAGGAAAAGUGGUGUCAUUACAGGUUUUCAUCUCCGAAUGAUGUUGUUUGGUUUUGCAUAUUUUUGAAGUCUUUAUAAAUGAAAGUUGAACUGUAUGUAAAUCAAAUAAUUCUUCUGAGACUUGCUUCUUCAGCUAUGUUACUGUGUGUAGAUGGUUCAUUAUUUUU